Scheffersomyces stipitis CBS 6054 is the source of this 1726-nucleotide messenger RNA. RefSeq names its product ADP-ribosylation factor GTPase-activating protein (gene GLO3). Gene Ontology annotation, molecular function: GTPase activator activity. The record is from RefSeq and is a predicted model, not a curated record. Gene Ontology annotation, biological process: COPI coating of Golgi vesicle. Bases 6 to 1427 code for a protein of 473 amino acids. NCBI's taxonomy places the organism in Eukaryota, Fungi, Ascomycota, Pichiomycetes, Serinales, Debaryomycetaceae. The transcript has a single exon.
CCAACAUGUCUGAUACCAUAGCCAGCAAGGAGGAAGCCGCCCGUAUUUUUGACCGGCUCAAGAAAAACCCCGCCAACCAAGUCUGUUUUGACUGUCCCAACCGGAAUCCUACGUGGACGUCGAUUCCAUUUGGUAUUUUCCUCUGUUUGGAAUGUAGUGCAGUCCACAGAAACCUUGGUGUUCACAUUUCAUUUGUCAAGUCGCUGAACUUGGACUCGUGGCAAAGAAUCCAGCUUAGAAAUUUCAAAUUUGGCGGCAAUCAACAGGCCAAAGAGUUUUUUUCCAAACAUGGAGGCUCUCAGUUUGUCACCAACAAGAACGGAGUAGAUGCCACUGCUAAGUACACAUCGCCCGUGGCGGUGAAAUACAAAGAAAGAUUGAAACAGAAAGCCGUCGAAGAUGCUGCAAAACAUCCAGACGUUGUCACGUUGGACGACGCCACGGAUAACAUGCUGUUGUCUGACUCGGCCGGCGAAUCGCUGAACGACGACUUCUUCUCCAACUGGACCAAACCGAUUAAUCUGACACCAUCACCUUUGUCUUCAAAGAACGUGACUCCAACUGCUUCCACAGACGACUUGAGUCUUGCUACGAAGAAGAAAGCAGUUUCGACUCGUGUGUCGUCAUCGACGAUCACUUCAUCGCGUUUGAAGAAUGGAGCUACGGCAAAAACACUGAUUCUCUCGUCGAAAGGAUCUGGUCCUAGAAGUUCCCGUUUAGCCGCAAAGAAAAUCAAUAAAAAUGACGAAGAAAUCGACUUUGACGAGAUCGAAAGAAAGGCCAAACAGGAAGCGGAAGAAGCUAAGAGAUUGGGCUACAACCCCAACGAGACUGGAGUCUCUGGUUCUGGCUCUGGCUCUUCUUUCACAUCUGGACCUCCAGUUCCCAAGAAAGCACCUUUGUCGUUAUCCAGCAGUAAUAGUAGAAGUAAUGACGAGCCUGUGGUUCUUGCUGCCCCUGUCCAAGAAACCACACAGCAGUUCCAGAAGUUGGGCUUCGGUAUGACCAUGGGAGAUAACGUCGUGGCUUCAGCAUCCUCCAAGAAGUAUAAAGAAGUCAAGUACACUGGCGAAGUCACAAAUAAAUUCGGUACCCAGAAGGGUAUUUCCUCCGAUGAGUUCUUUGGAAGAGGCCCCAGAUUUGACGAGCAGGCACAGAACGAGGCCAAGUCCAAAUUACAAGCAUUCAACGGAGCCCAGUCCAUCUCUUCUUCGUCUUACUUUGGCGAAGAAGAAACAGCUGCUGGUGCUUCUAGAGGUAACCGUAGCAGCUCCCUUUCUGGACAGUUGGGUGAUUUUGAAGCCUCAGCCAGAGACUUUGCUUCCAAAUUCUCUGGUAAUGCCAACCAAGACUUGGACGUGUUGAAGGACGCUUUGGAAGACGGUGCAAACAAGUUAGGUUCGUACUUAAGGGAUUUCUUGAGGUGAUCAAUGAGACCUGAUGUCUAGUCUAAAUCGAAUGUCAAAAAGUCUGAAAUUCAAAUUUCAUAUAAGCUCCGAAUCUCAGCCUUGAAAGUCUAUAUCUCAAGCCAAACCCUGAUUCAUCUAUGUAUGAAUACAAUAUUCACCACUGAAUACUCAUCUCCAUUUCAUUUUGCCUACAAGUGUUUCUAGUUUCGUUCCGAAACUAACCAGUGUGACCCACUUGUUAUUUAUCCGUAUAUAUUUCAAUAUGUAACACAUACUUCUGAAGCCAUAGAUGGUAAUUUAAUAAACCUUUUAUUCUU